AUGGGGCAGCCCGAUCAGGCAAGGCCGCCGGGAAGCGCGUGCGUGUGGGUGGUUGCGGUGCUCCUCCUCCUCGCCGUGUUCGCCGGAGGCGGGUGCCUGGUGCUCUACGUGACGCUGCCGCCGGCCGAGGUGCCGCAAUGGCUUCCCAUUGCCGGACUCGCACUCGUCGCGCUCCCUUGGGCGUUCUGGAUCGCCACGUGCGCCUACAGUUGCUGCUGCUCGCGUUCGUCGCCUCCGGCUCAGGCGGCGGGGGCCGUGGAGCGGCAGCCUUUGAGGUCGGCCGCGGUAGUACCGCUGCCGAGCAGCACGAACAUCAAGAGCGCGCUUAGCAAGAAGCACAGGCGAUCUCCGGCGGCGUCAACCAACAACGCGUGGCGGGUGCACUUCGGGGAGUCCAUCGUUCUCGGAGACGAGGAGAAGGACGAUACCUCGUCGGUGAAUUCGCACGAGAGCGAGGCGCCGCUGGCCUACUCCGAGCAUCCUUCCUGA
Aegilops tauschii subsp. strangulata is the source of this 489-nucleotide messenger RNA. RefSeq lists its product as uncharacterized. NCBI's taxonomy places the organism in Eukaryota, Viridiplantae, Streptophyta, Magnoliopsida, Poales, Poaceae. The record is from RefSeq and is a predicted model, not a curated record.